This is a messenger RNA of Chiroxiphia lanceolata (lance-tailed manakin), 1483 nucleotides long. Its product is annotated as butyrophilin subfamily 2 member A2-like. Lineage: Eukaryota; Metazoa; Chordata; Aves; Passeriformes; Pipridae. The transcript has a single exon. Gene Ontology annotation, molecular function: protein binding. The coding region runs from base 382 to 930 and encodes 182 amino acids. The record is from RefSeq and is a predicted model, not a curated record.
AGCAGGAGCAAAGUACUAAUUCCUGGUGUUUUCUGAGGCUGCAUCAAAUGAGAUGUCUAAUGAGUUGGAGAUUCUUCAGCUCCACCUUUUGUAUCCCUGGGUCCUCCAUCUCCAGCCUCUGUGUCUUGACUCGUCCAUCUCCAACCUGGCCUAGAGAUCCUCCAUCUCCAGCAUCCAUAUUUUAUCUCUUCCUUCUACAGUCUCAACUGGAGAGUCUCCUUUUCUUGACUCCUCUGUUUCCAACCUGAGCUGGAUAUCCUCCAUUUCCAACCUCCACCUCUUCACUCUUCCAUCUCCAACCUCACCCCUCCUCUCCCUUUCUCUUUGAAAAGUCGGCAGUGACUUUUGAAUCAGGUUUUUGGGUGCCUCCUCUACACUUAAAUGUGGCUUCUGAUCCCUUCUCUGUCUUGCUUUUCAGUGGAUGUGACCCUGGAUCCAGCCACAGUGGGUCCUGAGGUGAUCCUCUCCGAGGACCUCAAAGAGGCCACUUGGGGCAGACCUCAGCGCCGGUGGCCUGAGGGUCCCGGCCGGUUCGACACAGAUCCGUGCAUGCUGGGCAGCGAGGGCUUCACCUCAGGCCGUCACUACUGGGAGGUGGAGGCCAAUGGGCGCUUCUGGACCGUGGGAGUGGCCCGUGAGUCGGUUCAGAGGAAAGGCCGUGUCCUCUUCAAGCCCAGCACUGAGAUUUGGGGCUUGCAGAAGUAUGAUGAGCUCUGCGUUGCCCUCACGGCUCCAUCCAACACCUCCAUCCCACUCCUCAAUGGGGAGAUUGGGGUCUACCUGGACUACGAGGUGGGACAGGUCUCUUUCUAUGCUGUUGGCAGCCGCCAGUGCAUCUUCACCUUCCCUGUGGCUUCCUUCAGUGGAGAGAAGGUCUUCCCCUACUUCUGUGUGCUCCUCUCAACCAUCAAACUGUCCCCCAAGGGCUGAUGUGCUGACAGGAUCCUUCCACACCUGGUUGCACCAUGGUGUUUGGAAUGCUCCUUGAUGCUCCUCCAGUCUUCUCUUCCAGGUCUUGGAGUCCUUUCCAGCUCAACUCAUGGUCCUACCUUCAUCACAGAUGUCUUUAUCUUGGGUUAUGUCCAGGGGAUUUUGAGUCUGAGCUCAGCACAGCUCGUCUCAUCUCAAAGCCACUGUCAUUAAAUUCAUUCAAAGCUUGUUAACAGAAGCAGGGCUUCACUGAACUGGUUUUGACCUGAAAACUUGACCUUUCCUCCCAUAUAGCCUUCUCUGAUAAUUCCUUUGCUGACCCCAAUGCCCAUCACUGGCCAGGCUUCCAACCCAGAUUAAAAAUCUUAAUUUUUGCAGGCUUUGCAUUAAUGCCAGCUGCUGCGUCAUUUUAAAACUGAUUUUGUCAUCACAAGGAUGUGCUCACACUCACUUCCCCACUCUUUCCCUCUCCAUGCUCAGGAUGUAUUUCCGAGUAAUUAACAUGCAAUUUAUAUAAAUGUGCUCAGAAUAUAAUAAAUUUUUUUUCUAAGAA